GAAAAGGAGGGAAGACGGUGUACUUACAGACCGAGCAUAUUUGUACUUUGACAGAGCGCUACAUCGUGGGCGGCAGUAAAGCAACGAGGCAGAGAACGAGGUGAUAGAGCUGAUGAGCUGUCGUGACAAGGAAAGCAGCACGACUCCUGUAUCACAGAUGUCGUCAAACUCCGUGGGUCCAAGUAACCAGAAGGAGGUCGCUCACCGGUGUAGCCGCUGCCUUAGGAGUAUAUAUGUGACGACUAUGCGGAGACAUUACGAAAGCAGCAAAGAAAUACCACGACUCGGUGUCACUCGGAUGAAGCGUGCACAAGCGGAUGUGGGGUAUGCGACUUCUUGGACUAAAUGUAUGUUGCUAAGAGACGAUAUAUAUCUUCCCGUAAAGAACGUCUAUGAUUGUUUCAGCAACUUGCACAGGAAAAACUCUUCGACACACCUGAUAUGCACGUGACGUAAAAACAAACGAAUGAAUGAAUGUAAGGAUGCAAU
Messenger RNA from Somion occarium, 489 nucleotides. The record is from the annotation of a GenBank genome assembly. Lineage: Eukaryota; Fungi; Basidiomycota; Agaricomycetes; Polyporales; Cerrenaceae.